UAGUGUGGCCAAAAAGUAAAGAAAGAGCACAAUUACUUUAUUUCCAAUAAAUUUAGGAGAGUAAAUAUCUGCUCUAACCUUAAACUUUCCCGCCCGUUCAACUCGAAAGGUAUCAGAAAUCAAUCAAUCAAUCGUCCCUCUCUCAGCAAAAUCUGUUUAGAAAAAAAUGGAAGGCAGCGAGAGCGAAAAGGUUUUCGAUUUAUUGAACCUAAAUCCCCAACUUUUCAUCAACGAGACCCUAAAUUGUGUGGAUGAUUUAGUUGAUGACGCUUUUGAUUUCUUCCACAAAGAGGCAGCAAAUCUUGUAAAAACCGAGGGCACAGAUCGAUCUGACGAUCUGAAAAAGGGUGUGGCUAGCAUUAAGAACAUAAUCCAAUUGAAUCUGGAUAAGCGGUUGAGUAUGUGGGAGAAGUACUCUUUGCACCACUGUUUUACGGUUCCACAAGGGUUCUCUUUGCCUAAAGCUGAUGGACCAUCUGGUGACUCUUCAGUUGAUAUUAAUGGUGUGGAGAAUCCUGAACUAGACUCAAAGUUGGAUUUCUUAAGGAAUAAGCUUUCUCAGGUGGGAAAAGAGUCUGCUGCGCUCAACAGAGAACUACGAGAAUUGGAAAGGCAGUCCAUGCUAAGUGGUCGCUCUGCUGCCUCUCUUGCUGAAGCAUUAGAGUUGUAUCAGCAACAGUCUGUGAAUGAGAAGUUUGAAGAAUUGGUACGAACUGCAUCAGAUUUUCGAACCAAAGUGGAGGUGCUGACAACCAGAAUGGAGGACACUGAGCACCCACGAGCAAAGAAAAGUCGCAUUUCAAAUGGUGAACUGUAUAGAUUGAAUAAUGAUGAAGGCCUACUGAGUGUGACAGUGGAGGAACUUCAAGAACUUGUGGAUGAUAUAAAGACUCUUCGUGACUAAGCAGGCUUGAUUCACUAGUGCUGUAACGACAUGCUUCUGUAGAUUCUUAGCCAUGUAAGAAUUUUCGAUGUGUUAUAUUUUUUUUGUUUUGAUAUGCUUAAAAUUCGAGAGAUAAUAAUAAGCAGUUCAGUAGGACAUGAUUAGCCCUGUAAGACAAAAAUACUGUAUACUGAUAAAUAUGGGAAAGCAAAAAGUUAACCUCUUGA
Lycium barbarum (goji berry) is the source of this 1110-nucleotide messenger RNA. Its product is annotated as protein MIS12 homolog. Gene Ontology annotation, biological process: mitotic sister chromatid segregation; kinetochore assembly; protein localization to kinetochore. The record is from RefSeq and is a predicted model, not a curated record. NCBI's taxonomy places the organism in Eukaryota, Viridiplantae, Streptophyta, Magnoliopsida, Solanales, Solanaceae. Gene Ontology annotation, cellular component: chromosome, centromeric region; nucleus. Bases 167 to 904 code for a protein of 245 amino acids. The transcript has 8 exons.